Funneliformis geosporum is the source of this 1099-nucleotide messenger RNA. NCBI's taxonomy places the organism in Eukaryota, Fungi, Glomeromycota, Glomeromycetes, Glomerales, Glomeraceae. The record is from the annotation of a GenBank genome assembly.
GACAAAAUCCAUCUCAAGGAACUUUGUUAAGAGCAACUCAAUUUCUGGCAGAUGAAUUACCAAUUCGUAUUGCACAUCGUGUCAAGGAAUUGGAUAAUUUGCCACAUAAUUUGAGUGAAAUGCCAUCAAUAGUUAAAGUCAAAAAUUGGUAUGCUCAGUCUUUUGAGGAACUAGUCAAUUUUCCGAAACCCGAGCUUCCAACAAGUAUGAGGGAAAAACUUUCUGCAAAUUCUUCUGAACAUACAAAGUUACCUGAUAAUGUGCCCAACAUUUCAAUAAAUUUGACUAAUUCAGGAAAAUUAAACCCUUCUAUACCAAUUUGUCAUAGAUAUUAUUCAAAUAUUGACGAAGUAAAUUGGCCGCCUGAAGUUCGUUAUUAUAACGAAAAAUUUACAAAAUUGAUAGAAGCAAUCAAACGGCGACAUGAUCCUGUUGUGACCACAGUGGGAAUUUUAGAAUACAAGCAGCAUAAGAAAUCAGCCGUAAUUGAUACAGACAUUCAAGCAUUCUUGGAUCGUUUUUAUAUGUCACGCAUUGGGAUUCGUAUGCUGAUUGGUCAACACGUCGCGCUUAAUCGACUUCCAUCAAGACCAGAUUAUGUAGGUAUUAUAUGUACCAAAACCAACAUUGCACAAACUGUACAAGAUGCGGCGGAUAAUGCCAGGUUCAUCUGUGAAGAAUAUUAUGGACUCUUUCGUGCACCUGAAAUUCAGUUAUAUUGUCCACACGAUUUAAUUUUUACUUACGUCCCCACACAUUUGAGCCAUAUGUUAUUUGAAUUAUUAAAAAAUAGUUUGCGUGCCGUGGUAGAAUUGUUUGGUGAUGAAGUAGAUGAAUAUCCUCCAAUUAGAGUAAUUGUAGCCGAAGGAAAAGAAGAUAUUACAAUCAAAAUAUCGGAUGAAGGUGGCGGUAUACCAAGAAGCAAUAUCCCUUUGGUAUGGACUUAUAUGUACACGACAGCAGAAGUACAGAAAUUGGAUCCAGAUUUCGUCGAUACAGAUUUCAAAGCUCCAAUGGCAGGUUUUGGCUAUGGACUACCCAUCAGUAGACUGUAUGCUAGAUAUUUUGGUGGUGAUUUGAAGUUGAUUUCAAUGGAAGG